Messenger RNA from Porites lobata, 1092 nucleotides. The record is from the annotation of a GenBank genome assembly. NCBI's taxonomy places the organism in Eukaryota, Metazoa, Cnidaria, Anthozoa, Scleractinia, Poritidae.
AUGAAAGUGGAGCUGCCAGUAUCAAUGAAAGUCACGAUAUUCUUGAUAUUCUCAAAAAGGGUAACUCACUUUGAGGAGUGUGAAUUCGAAAACUCCAGUAUAGUCCCCUAUAUGAUAGAUAAGCUGGCAAUGGAGUACCUGCGUGCAGUACAUAGUCAGCGCAUUUAUUCCCGAGAUGAAGCUGAGCACAGGGUAAAAGAUUGUUUUGCUGGCACCUUUCCUGAUCAUGUAGACCUGUUUCUCACAGGCAGGGACAAUUAUGGUAUACCAAAGAGCCACCAAACUUCUAAGAGUGUUGAAUGUAAAGAGGCAUGUUUUCUUUCUGAUGAGCAGCAGGAUUACUGGAAUCUCUUUAAAAAGGUGGUGGAACAAAGAGGGAAUGGGUCUGGGUUCAUCUUUAAAGAUCACUUUGUAAUUACCAGCAGUAAAUUUGGUGAUGAACGUGUAUUGUUCUGUGAACAAAGAAAAAUUCACAUUUCCAAUGCAGUCAUCGGCAAGCUUUCUUGUGAAGUUGCUUUUGUUGAUGUUGGAAAAGAUUUAGCUUUGCUUUAUUGCCAGGACCUUAAACUAAAUCAAAGUGGUAUUAAACCACUGCAGCUGUCUGAUUUCCCCUUGUUAACAGACAGGAAGCAAACUGUCAGUUUUGGUUAUCCUAGACCAUAUCCAUCUGAAAAAGCUUUUGUUGUAAAUGCUCCAGUCUGCGGUUCCAUAGAAACACCCCUGGGCUAUACCUUAAUGACAUUGCAAUUACCUCUGGACCUAGGUUUUUGUGGUAGUCCGAUACUCUAUAAGGUGAAUGGAAAAUGGAGUGUUGUAGGUGUUGUUAGAAUAAAGGAGCCUUUUGGAGAGUAUAUUUCAUUUGAUGAGCGACAAAUUAUUGAGAAAUUGUGUGCUAGUAGUAAUCCCUGUAAAUAUGAUCACAACCAAACAUCAUCAAUAGAUGCUUUGGCAUUCAGAUUAAUUAAUGUCCUUGCAGCUUGCCAGACCUGCAACUUGUAUGUGUUACCUGGGAAGUAUGUAAUUGAUUUUAUCAGCAAAGGCAUUGACAUUUUCCUUGGAAGGGGUAAAGAGGCUAUUCCUGAAGCUAUGUGA